This is a messenger RNA of Cyphellophora europaea CBS 101466, 1704 nucleotides long. RefSeq lists its product as uncharacterized. NCBI's taxonomy places the organism in Eukaryota, Fungi, Ascomycota, Eurotiomycetes, Chaetothyriales, Cyphellophoraceae. The coding region runs from base 1 to 1704 and encodes 567 amino acids. Gene Ontology annotation, cellular component: site of double-strand break; nucleus. Gene Ontology annotation, biological process: regulation of DNA double-strand break processing. Gene Ontology annotation, molecular function: protein binding. The transcript has a single exon. The record is from RefSeq and is a predicted model, not a curated record.
AUGGAAGAGGACGCCCUAAGGCAGUACAUGCCCACGUCCUUUGGUGGUGUAGGUGGUGGCUUUGAUCCUGAUGCACAGAUUGAAAACGCCAGGCGGAAACUGCCUGAGACUCAGCAGGCACAAGAAAAAGCAAAAGCAGCUUCGGGGUCAGAAGACGACAGUGGCGAUGACGACGACUCGGAUGAUGAGGACGAGUAUCCUACUUCCCACGAGAUCGUCUUCAAAACGCAUGAGCGGCCACUCACCACCAUCACGGUAGACGCCUCGGGUUCUCGCAUGAUUACUGGUUCUACAGACUGCACAAUCAAGUUGCACGACUUUGCUACACUGGCACCCAACACAUUACGAGCUUUCAAGUCAGUCGAUCCCACUUCGACGAAGGAUGCUGCAAUGUCUGAAACACACCCAGUUCACGUUGCAAGAUUCAAUCCAAACUCGCCAAGCCGCGUCCUGGUAGUGUCUGCUACGCCUCAAGCAAGGAUAUUGUCCCGAGAUGGCGAACAGAUCAUGGAAUUCAACAAGGGAGACAUGUACCUCCGUGAUAUGAACAUGACCAAGGGUCAUAUCAGUGAGAUCACCUCUGGCACGUGGCAUCCUUCCAAGCCAGAACUCUGUGUCACCGCUGGCACUGACAGCACUCUACGCAUAUGGGACGUGAACAUUGGAAGCAAGCAGAAAGAUGUCAUCGUUCACAAGUCAAAGACUGCCGGCUCCGCAGGCCGGAGCCGUAUGACAGCGGUGGCAUGGGGUAGUCAAGUUGAGGGUGGCAACAACAUUCUCGUCUCUGCUGCCCUGGACGGCUCUAUCCUCAUAUGGGGAGGCGAUGGACCCUUCACGCGGCCCAGCGCCGAAAUCCGCGAUGCUCAUACGCCAGAUACAUGGACUAGUGGCAUCGACGUCAGUUCUGACGGCCGGCUCGUCAUCACACGCGGUGGCGACGACACGAUCAAACUCUUCGACACUCGCAAAUUCAAAGCCCCAGUCUCAACCACCACACAUCCCUCCACCUCCUCUCAAUACCCAACAUCCAAUAUCAUCUUCGCCCCGAACGCCUCCGCUGUUCUGACCGGCUCCCCAUCGGGUGACCUACACAUACUCAACCCUGCCACUCUGCGCCCGGAGCUCGUCACCCCCGUCACCCCCAACUCCCCACUCAUAACCCUCGGCUGGCACAGCACCCUCAACCAGAUCUUCACCGGCAGCGCCAACGGCCACACACACGUCCUCUUCUCGCCCAGCACCUCCAACAAAGCCGCGCUGACCAUCCUCUCCAAGCCGCCCAAACGGCAACACAUCGACGACGACCCCUCCUUCACCACCGCCACCGAAGCCAUCUCCUCGGACUCGAUCGUCAACCCAGGCACGGCCGGCGAGGCCAUCCAGGGCUCCACGUACUCAUCGCGCCACCCCACCAUCGGCCUGACCGCCAGCGGCAAAUCCCGGGACCCGCGCCGCCCGCACCUGCCGCAGACGACGCCCUUCGCCAAGUCGCAGCCGGACGAGAGGCACAUCAAGGAGAGCAUCCCGCUGAGCAGCAUGCGCGAGGAGGACCCGCGCGAGGCCCUGCUCAAAUACGCGGACAAGGCGGACAAGGACCGCAUGUUCACGGGCGCGUGGAGCAAGACGCAGCCCAAGACCAUUUACGCCGACGUGGAGGGGGAUGACGAGGAGAUCGAGCCGGCGCAGAAGAAGCAGAAGCGGUGA